Messenger RNA from Neltuma alba, 480 nucleotides. RefSeq names its product ATP-dependent DNA helicase PIF1-like. NCBI's taxonomy places the organism in Eukaryota, Viridiplantae, Streptophyta, Magnoliopsida, Fabales, Fabaceae. The record is from RefSeq and is a predicted model, not a curated record. The coding region runs from base 1 to 480 and encodes 159 amino acids. Gene Ontology annotation, cellular component: replication fork. Gene Ontology annotation, biological process: DNA replication. The transcript has a single exon.
AUGUCAAGACUACCAAACCAUACGUUGAAACUCAAAGUUGGGGCACCAGUAAUGCUCAUACGGAACAUUGACAAAUCCAAUGGACUUUGCAAUGGUACUAGACUGAUUGUCAUCAAACUAGAAAAACAUGUCAUCAUUUGCCAAAUGCUAUCUGAUACUAUCAUUAACCAAACCGUUAUGAUACCUGGGAUGACUAUUACACCUUCUGACUCUAGGUAUCCCUUUACACUAUGUCGUCGCCAAUUCCCUCUCAUACUAUCAUUUGCAAUGACAAUUAAUAAGAGCCAGGGUCAAAGUUUGCAUAGCGUUGGCUUGUUCCUUCCUCAUCCAGUUUUUACCCAUGGACAGCUCUAUGUGGCAGUCUCUCGUGUGCUUAGAAAGAGUGGGCUUAAAAUUUUAAUCUUGGAUACAGAUGGUAAAGCUUCUAACAGAACAAACAAUGUUGUUUACAAGGAGGUUUUCCACAAUAUUUAUGUGUAG